AAAAAUAUACUAAUGCAGCCAUCACCUGCGUCAAAUCCUGAUCUUGAAGCGAGGCAAGCAGCACAGUUUGGAGAUGUUAAUAAGUUGUUGAGUUUAUUGGACACUUGUUCUGUCUCCCCAAAUUCGGUAGAUCAAGAUGACUGUUCACUUCUCCAUUGGGCUGCUAUAAAUAACAGAAUAGAGGCUGCAAAACUUUUAUUACAACGAGGUGCUAAUGUAAAUGCCGUUGGGGGUGUUUUAGCCUCAACACCUUUACAUUGGGCAGCUAGGCAUGGACACGCUAGAAUGGUUGCAGUUUUGGUAAGGAAUGGUGCCGAUUGGUCUAUUCGCGAUGUUGAAGGUUUUACUGCUUUACAUGUAGCUGUCCAAUUUGGUUGUAUUCCUGUUGCUGCUUACCUUAUAGCAAUGGGACAGUCUCCUGAUGAAUUGGAUACAACAAGAAUGACACCAUCUAUAUGGGCAGCUUAUAAAGCUUGUAGUAAAGAUUCUUUAAGAAUGCUUGCAAAAUUGGGGGCUGAUUUGGAAAAAACUGAUUCUACUUAUAGAAAUUCACCUCUCCAUUGGGCUGUUGCUCAAGGCAAUCACAUGGCAGUUAGUACACUCAUUAAAUUAAAUGUCAAUUUAUCUCAAUUAAACAAGGAAAAUGAAACUCCAUUGGACAUUGCAAGGAGGAGGGGCGACCUCCUUUCUGUUCGUCUAAUUGAAAUGGCAGCUCGUGAACAAGGCUUAAUUCCUUCAAAGUGCAGACAAAAAUUGCGUGAUAAUAUGGCUAGUUUUUAA
Messenger RNA from Meloidogyne enterolobii, 780 nucleotides. Lineage: Eukaryota; Metazoa; Nematoda; Chromadorea; Rhabditida; Meloidogynidae. The record is from the annotation of a GenBank genome assembly.